GCUGUCCGCUAACAGCAUGCACAUUAUGAAUUAAUGUGACAUUAUUUAUAGGUUAGACUUAGCAGUAGCUUUAAAGCGCUCUGUGCGACAAAGGUACUUGCCAGUGCACGUUCUGUCCCCGCAAACCAAAUUCGCUUCAAAAACUGACCAUUUAAUGUGUCCGUCUUUCACUACUUUUGUGAUUUCAGUUUGAGCUUCAACCCGGCACAAUGGGAAUACACGGACUUACUAAACUGAUUGCUGACCAGGCCCCUGGUGCCAUCAAAGAGCAAGACAUCAAGAACUACUUUGGCAGGAAAAUUGCUAUAGACGCCUCCAUGUGUAUCUACCAGUUCCUGAUUGCUGUGCGACAGGACGGGAAUCUUCUGCAGAAUGAGGAUGGCGAGACGACGAGCCACCUGAUGGGAAUGUUCUACCGGACAAUCCGCAUGCUGGAACACGGCAUCAAACCUGUGUAUGUGUUUGACGGCAAGCCCCCACAGCUCAAGUCAGCAGAGUUGGAGAAGAGAGGGGAGAGGAGGGCAGUAGCUGAGAAGCAGCUUGCGCAAGCCCAGGAAAUGGGGGAACAAGAGAAUAUUGAAAAAUUCACCAGGCGUCUGGUAAAAGUGACCAAGCACCAUAAUGAUGAGUGCAAGAAGCUGCUGACUCUGAUGGGAGUGCCCUACGUUGAGGCUCCGUGUGAGGCCGAGGCCAGCUGUGCUGCUCUGGUUAAAGCAGGAAAGGUCUUUGGCACAGCAACAGAGGAUAUGGAUGGGCUGACCUUUGGGACAAAUAUCCUGCUCAGACACCUCACCGCCAGUGAAGCAAAGAAACUUCCUAUCCAAGAGUUCCACUUCAGUCGCAUCCUGCAGGACAUCGGCCUGACCAAUGAGCAGUUCAUCGACCUGUGUAUUCUUCUGGGCUGUGACUACUGCGGCACCAUCAAGGGAAUUGGUCCCAAGAGGGCCAUCGACCUGAUCAGACAGCACGGCAGCAUUGAGGAAAUCCUAGAAAACAUCGACACCAAGAAGCACCCGGCUCCAGAGGACUGGCUGUACAAAGAGGCCAGGGGUUUGUUUUUGAAUGCAGAAGUAGUGGACUGUUCCACUGUGGAGUUGAAGUGGGGUGAGCCGGAUGAGGAAGCACUGAUCCAGUUCAUGUGCAACGAGAAACAGUUCAGUGAGGACAGGAUCCGUAACGGCUGCAAGAAGAUUGCAAAGAGCCGACAGGGCAGCACACAGGGACGACUGGACUCUUUCUUCACCGUCACUGGAUCUCUGUCCUCCAAACGGAAGGAACCUGAGCUUAAAGGAUCAGCAAAAAAGAAGCAGAAGACCGGAGCCACGCCUGGCAAAUUUAGGAAGGGGAAAUAGAGUGAACAUAAGGCUUUUGAUUAAUUUGAGAAGUAAUUAUUAUAAUAAACACCACCUAUUAAAUAUAAAGUAUAAACGCCAACACAGCUCGAGGUGAUGCAGGAGGAAUCUGCAACACAAUCAAAUGUUCAGCUGAACCACGCUGUAUGUACAUGACCAAAUAUGAUGAGUUGAUGUAAAAAAAUAAUAAAAAUGUUUUAAUGAGUGUUUGAUGGUUUUAUCAAAGUGUGUUUUCUGUUAUUAAAUAAAAGCAUUUUUAUAGAGCAA
Molecule: messenger RNA, 1619 nt
Organism: Cottoperca gobio
Lineage: Eukaryota; Metazoa; Chordata; Actinopteri; Perciformes; Bovichtidae
Gene: fen1
Product: flap structure-specific endonuclease 1
Exons: 12
Coding region: 210-1352 (380 amino acids)
Cellular component (GO): nucleus
Molecular function (GO): RNA-DNA hybrid ribonuclease activity; DNA binding; 5'-flap endonuclease activity
Source: RefSeq, a predicted model, not a curated record